GCCGCGCUGCGCCGCAGCACCGAGUCCGAGGUGUACGACGACGGCACCAACACCUUCUUCUGGAGAGCUCACACAUUAACAGUCCUGUUUAGCCUUACUUGUGCACUGGGAUAUGUAACCUUGUUGGAAGAAACCCCACAAGAUACUGCCUACAAUACUAAAAGAGGUAUUGUUGCCAGUAUAUUGGUUUUCCUGUGUUUUGGAGUCACUCAAGCUAAAGAUGGACCAUUUUCAAGACCUCAUCCAGCUUACUGGAGGUUUUGGCUCUGUGUCAGCGUUGUGUAUGAGCUGUUCCUCAUCUUUAUACUCUUUCAGACUGUACAUGAUGGCAGACAGUUUAUGAAAUACAUCGAUCCAAAUUUAGGCAUUCCUUUGCCAGAAAGAGACUAUGGUGGUAACUGCCUUAUUUACGAUCCAGGCAAUGAAACUGAUCCAUAUCACAACAUCUGGGACAAACUGGAUGGAUUUGUUCCUGCUCACUUCCUUGGCUGGUACCUAAAAACACUAAUGAUUCGGGACUGGUGGAUGUGCAUGAUUAUCAGUGUAAUGUUCGAAUUUCUGGAGUACAGCCUGGAGCAUCAGCUUCCAAACUUCAGCGAAUGUUGGUGGGAUCAUUGGAUAAUGGAUGUGAUCAUAUGCAAUGGCUUAGGAAUUUAUUGUGGAAUGAAGACUUUGUCAUGGCUUUCUUUGAAGACAUAUAAAUGGCAAGGACUUUGGAACAUUCCUACAUACAAAGGUAAAAUGAAGAGAAUUGUCUUCCAGUUCACUCCAUAUAGCUGGGUCAAAUUUGAGUGGAAGCCAGCAUCAAGCCUGCGCAGAUGGCUAGCAGUUUGUGGCAUCAUUUUCAUAUUUUUAUUGGCAGAGCUGAACACAUUUUACUUGAAGUUUGUCCUGUGGAUGCCACCAGAGCACUACUUGGUCCUGUUGCGACUUGUCUUCUUUGUCAAUGUGGGAGGUGUAGCCAUGAGGGAGAUCUACGAUUUCAUGGACGACCCGAAGUUCUACAAGAAGCUGGGUCAGCAGGCAUGGUUGGUUGCUGCUAUCACAGCCACAGAGUUUCUGAUAGUUGUAAAAUAUGACCCCUACACCCUCACACUGUCACUUCCCUUCUACAUUACUCAGUGCUGGAUCCUUGGAAUCAUACUUGUGCUCACAUGGACGAUGUGGCGCUUUUUCAUUCGUGACAUCACCAUGAGGUAUAAGGAGAUAAGACGACAAAAGCAAGAACACAGACAUGAAAAGGACAGAUGCUUAAGCAACGGUGAUAGACGUUCUCCAAUACUGGAUGAACAGAGUGGGAACGAACUGAGAGAAGGAAAACUUUGAACUUGAGCAGCAGGCAAGAGGUAGAAGCUACCUGUCAUGCUCAAGUUGACCUGUUUUGACGCUUUCAGUCUUGUCUUAGUUUGUAACUUUCAUUGUUUUCCAACAUGUGACAACCCUCUUGGAGAAGAUGCCGCCUUGACCCCCUGAUCUUAUGUCUAGUCAGUUGAAGAAAAUCUGCAGUAGACAGACAUUGGAACCAACCCUGUUGCAACAAGAAGGGAUCUUUGGUCAAAUGUGUUUUAAGUAUAUAUCUGUCUCUCUUGGAAAACCAAGAAUCUUGGUGUGGGUGGCUUUUAAACCAAGGGCAAAGGGAAUCCUGUGACCCUGUUUUUGGUAAACCAUGAUAUUUCCGUUUUAACAAUGUUCGGAGCAUUAGGAGCAUUCAUCCUAUGGAAUGCUUAUACAGGUAAAUAAGUUGCAUUUCUGCUGAAACUUUUGAUCUGUGGAGUAAAAACUAUGUAAUGUUAGUUUCAUUUGUUAGUUAGCAGGACUUCAGAGACUGAACUUACCGGAAAGCGUGAGAACAAGUUGCAUAACUUGCACAGAAUAUGAUACAGUCCACUACUGUUACAGCUCCCACAGUGCUGAGUUGGCUCUCUUUCUCAAAGCCGGCUUAUAUUACUGUGGGCCAACUGAUGACUGAUUUCUAUUACCUCCCAACUCUGAUUAUACAGAAAACUGCUACUCUUAGAUCUUUUUUUAUCCUGGUCAUCUCUCAGCACAGCUUCCUUCUUUAAACUUUAGUUAACCUGCUUUUCAUUAACCUGAUGGAGUAAAAACAAGCUGAAAACUGGUAGUUACUUUCCCUCAAGGUAUUCAGUUAUUUUAUUUGCCUUAUUCUUAAACAUGACUUUUCUUCACUUGCUGUGCAAGGCAGGUUAAGUUCUAAACUGUUUCAUUCCUUCCCAAGUAAGCUUCAAACUUACAGCAGCCCUAAGCAAACUGGAAAAGAUCUGCCUUUGCACAAUAAGCUUGGUAACAUUUAGGUUCCCUGAGUGGGCCUGACUUGAUCACUGAUGCUCUGUCACUUUGUCAUGUAUCAUGAGAGAACCUCAUACCUGGUUAUCUGGCAUUCUUGCCAAUUACUAAGCAUCUUGGAACAAAAUGGGACACCUGUGGUUCAUUUGCAGGGUUAUUCUUCCCAAACAUAGUUGUAACCCGUUACCCUAAUAUCAGUGGUUCCUAAGAUAAGGAUUGUGAGUAUAGAUAAGGUAAGUGCCACUAGCCAGCCCUACAGUUCUUGUUAUAGCAGUCAGGCUCAGAUUAGAAGUGGGGUCACAGCUGAAGAAGAUUGAGAGCGGCUGCUCUAGAUAAUCCAGCUGGCCUCUAACAUAACUGACUUUACUUGAACCAUAUAACAGACUAACUUGACUUGAAAGACAGAGACACAUUUUUCCUGAAAUACAUCAAAUUAAUCUGGCUCUUAAACACCACUUGAGGCAUUACUUUUCCAGAGUAGUGUUCUGUCCAGCAAAACAUAAAUAUGGAACCAAUAAAAGCUGAAGAUUGAAAGAACUGUAGCCUGACUUUCAAAAGUAGCAGGAGACUCAUGCCAAAGCUGCUGCCUGCAGCAAACCUGCACACAAAUCUGAGUCAUUUUGGUCUCAUACUUGAAUAGCACACUGUCCAAACUUCUCCCAUGUUUACAGAGCAGUGAAAUAUUUUCUAAUCCAAAACAAUGGGUCCUGGCAAACAUGAUGUGAUUUAACUUAAAAUUUUAAUGUAGGAAUACAUUGAAUGUGCUCAACAAAUGAAGCAAGGGUUCAGAGCCAAGGAGGCAGAAAUGAUGGAGGCUGUCUUUCCUGCUGACCAGUAGAGGCAGAGGAGGUUGAUCUGUAUGAAAGGUCACACAAGGCUUCUUCCUUGAGUGUGCAGACUGCACUAUUUAUAGUCCUCGAAUGGCUGCUGUUAAAACCUUAGGAUUUAUCUGCUGUAAUUUAAUGGAGAAAGUUAUGACUGUAUAACUAGAUGUUAACGAAUUCUUAAGAAAUGGGCAGAUGCUGAGUUGAGCUGGUCACUUGUUUCAUAGCCCUUUUCUACCCUUGAGUAAUUUUUAAACUUGUUCAGAUUUAUUUAUACCAGUCUUAUGAACUCUUGACUGACUGUUUUAGAGGUGGUACUUAGUGUACGUGUCUUUGUGAGGUCCCAACUGAGCCAGGAUCACGUAAAUACAUUUCCAUUUAUGAGUUGUUCGAGUUGACCAAUCCGUCUUCUUCUUUUUUUAUUAUUUUACUUGCGGGAGGGGAGAGCUAAAAAUGUCCACAUCUGUUUCAUAAUUCUGAUGAUAAAAGUAGAAUUCCACCUCUUCCUCCUCCCUGAGGACUCAUUUGUGUAAAUUUGAGGUGUUUGUGGAAAAUACCAAUUUUCUAAUAAUUCUGAAACUGACCUACUGUACAAAGCACUAAUUUGUGUCCAUCUACAUCCAUUUAAACAAGAGUUUACCGUUAACCUGAAUAACUGAACAAAUGUAAUAAAACAACAAAUGUUUGCUGGUGUGUUCUUUGGUACAA
Gavialis gangeticus (Gharial) is the source of this 3836-nucleotide messenger RNA. It is a transcript of the gene PTDSS2, whose product is annotated as phosphatidylserine synthase 2. The annotation marks the transcript as partial. The record is from RefSeq and is a predicted model, not a curated record. Gene Ontology annotation, biological process: phosphatidylserine biosynthetic process. Gene Ontology annotation, molecular function: L-serine-phosphatidylethanolamine phosphatidyltransferase activity. The transcript is spliced from 12 exons. Lineage: Eukaryota; Metazoa; Chordata; Crocodylia; Gavialidae.